AUGCCUAAGAAGGCGGGCCCUUCCCUCCUCUGCGAGUGGAUGGUCGGCACGAGUAUUCAAUCCGCUCUCGGACCUCUUCCCAAAGCACCAAAAACCAAGCCCAGACCAAAGAAGCGCGACCUCAUCAAGCUUCAUGUAACAACGGAUGAAGAAUCUGGCGAAGAUACCCUCACAAUCACAUACCCUCGAUCUGAGCGCCUUGACCAAAGCAAGGAAACGCCGGUUGCAGCGCCGGAGCCUGCAGCGCUAGAGCCUGAAUCGGAAUCCGAACCCGAGGCAGUAGAAGUAGUGAAGAAGGUUCGAUUCGAGAAAGAACUUGCUUCAGCCGCAGCUGCAAUGCCGAAGAAAUCCGCCAUGAAGAAGAAGACUUUGGUGACUUUCUGUGAAGAGGAAGAGACAACGUCAGACUCUAGUGGAGAUGUUACAUCUACCUCCGCUUCCUCGGGAGAAGCGACUCCAGAGGCUAGUUCUUCCAAUGAGAGCUCUGCUGCUGAUACAUCUUCAGCUGGAGACACUUCCUCUGACGAAUCCUCCAAGGCAGUCAAAGCGUCAAGGUCAAGGAAAUACCCCAAAAGCAGGAAAAUGGAGAAAUCCACUCAGAGUUCAGAUAGUGAGGCGGACUCUGAUCCUCACCCUACAUGCAAAUGCAAGGACUGUACCACAGAGAGGAAGAAACGAAAGCAAGAACCACUCUGUGAGAAGAAAAAGUGCAAGAAGAAUGAGAAGAGUGUAUCCCCGAAAAGGGCAGAGCCUGAGACUGAUUCAGAAGCCGAGGCAUCAGCAUCUGAAGCGGAGUCCUCAACCAACGAGAAACCUUCGCCAUCGAAAAAGGCAAAAGACAAUAAGAAAGGAAAAAAGAAGGCCGAAGUUUCUGAUACCGAAGGUGAGACCUCGGAAUCAACAAAAGAGGCUUCAGAGUCUGAAGAUGUGCCGGAAAAAUCUCAAGAGAAGAAAAAGAAUAAGAAUGAAAAGGGGGGGAAGAAGGCAGCAGAUUCUUCCAAGAACGAGGGAGAAGCUAAAACCGAAGAAAUCAAAAAAGCCGUAGAGAAAGAAAAAGAAUCAUCCGAAGCAAAAUCCGACGCAGGCAAAAGCAAGGAUAAGGAGAUUGACGAUUCAAAGAAGCCUACCGCUGAGGCUACUGUGCUACCUUAUGAGACAAAGUACGCAAACGGCCAUCCUUACUCACACUCUCGCCCCCCUAACCUCAUUGCUCCUAUCCGCGCCGAGGUUAUGCAUACGGAGCGUGUUGUCGAAACGCAAGAUGAUCCAUUACCAAACGCGUACUACGAUGCUCUCCAUAACGUAGUUCGCAUAUAUCACGGUUCAGUAUAUGGACAAAAUGGACGGCACAUGUUUGCAAACCGAGAAGGGACAUCCGGGCAACCACAUCACCCUGACACAACACAUCAAAUGCAGAAUCCGUAUUACUCUAGUUACAACAAUGUAAUGCCUUUUGGGCCGCCACCACCACCGCGGCAGCAGCAGCUACCUAUUCAUGGAUACGAGCAUGUGCCAAUUACUCAAGGCAUUCCGAUGCCAGGCUGGAACGCCAUGGUGCCACCUCCCGGAUACCCGCCAUACAACUACUAUGGAGGUCCAAUGCUACCACCUUGGUACGACCAACAGCUCAACAAGCAAGCUAGAGACGCACUUGACAUGAAUUAUACUCCUGAUAGCAAAAGAGGCAAGAGUAAAUCACAAGAGCCAGAUAAUAACGUCAUGCCAGAGGCGACAAAACCGAAUCCAUACUACACGAAAAGAGUGUCGCCGUUCAGCAACAUGGGUAGCAACCGACCAGCUUCCAAUGGUAAGCCGCCAUCAAAUUCUGGAAAUUCAAAAAAUGGUGGUAAGGAUGAUGUUCCCAAUUGGGAUACCUCUUCUCGGAGAAGCGUUGGGGCGUGGGCAAACAGCAGUAACCACGGCGGCGCGACAUGGGGCGAUGCUGCUCCCGCUGAUACGAACAACAACACCGGAGGUGGUGAUCAAUGGGGCACUGGUGGAGGAGACGCAUGGAAUACAACAAGCAAUAGUGACCAGUGGAAUAACACAGGAGGCAAUCAAUGGGGAGCGGGCAGUAAUAACGGAGCUUGGACUGCGUCUGGAAAUGAUCAGAAUAACCAGAGUGUUUGGAAUACUGGCGAUACAGCAAAUACUGGGGGUGCUACCUGGGGUGAUGGCAUCGCAAACGACCAACAGCAAACGACCAAAGAAGGCGGCAACAACAACGGUAACCAAAAUCAAGGGCAGUCAAGUCCUCCAACAGGAGGAAAGGAGCCAACUCCCGCCAUGAUCGAUAACAAUGUUGCACCCAUCGCGGUGACGACAGCUUCAUCAGAGGAACAGUCCAAGAUGCCGGGUAGCUGGUGUUCCGAUCAUGACGGGCAAGCGGCGUUUGUGAAUCCGUCGCGGCAGGAGUAUCAGCCUCCAUCGGCAGUGCCAGAGUGGGGGGAUCCAACUUUGGCGGCGAGUACGGGUGGACAGGUGAAUUGGUGA
Messenger RNA from Trichoderma asperellum CBS 433.97, 2493 nucleotides. RefSeq lists its product as uncharacterized. NCBI's taxonomy places the organism in Eukaryota, Fungi, Ascomycota, Sordariomycetes, Hypocreales, Hypocreaceae. The record is from RefSeq and is a predicted model, not a curated record.